This is a messenger RNA of Psammomys obesus (fat sand rat), 700 nucleotides long. Its product is annotated as C-type lectin domain family 10 member A-like. Gene Ontology annotation, molecular function: signaling receptor activity. NCBI's taxonomy places the organism in Eukaryota, Metazoa, Chordata, Mammalia, Rodentia, Muridae. The record is from RefSeq and is a predicted model, not a curated record.
GCCGAGGCUUGAGCCAGAAGGUGACUUCUCUGGAGAGCACAAUGAAGGAAAGGGAGCAGGUGCUCAAAACAGGUCUGUCUGAGGUCACGGAGCAUGUCCAGCAGCUGGGGAAGCAGCUGAAGGCCCUGGCGUGCCAGCUGGACAGCCUCAAGACCAAUGGCUCGGCCGUGGCCUGCUGCCUCCCACCCUGGCUGCAGCAUGGAGGCAGCUGCUACUGGUUCUCCCAGGCUCAGAAGUCGUGGGCCGAGGCCGACAGGGCCUGCCAGCUGGAGAGCUCACACCUGGUGGUGGUCAACUCCCUGGACGAGCAGAAAUUUAUUGAGGCCCACAAGGGCCCUGUGGCCGCCUGGAUGGGCCUGACGGACCAGAAUGGGCCCUGGAGAUGGGUGGAUGGCACCGACUUCAACACGGGGUUCCAGAACUGGCGGCCACAGCAGCCUGAUAACUGGCACGGACACGGGCUGGGAGGGGGCGAGGACUGCGCCCACUUCUCUUACGACGAUGGUCGUUGGAAUGAUGAUGUGUGCCAGAGGCCCUACCACUGGGUGUGUGAGACAGAGCUGGGCAAAGGUAGCUGAGUCCCCUCCCGGCGACCUCAGUGCCGUAAGCCUCGGAGAGCUGGUCUUGGUCAGACCAAAUUCGGCAAUUCUCCUAGGACUUUAAAGGGCAAUAAAGGAAAGCAUCCGAGGUGUUUGAAAGA